CCAGCGGUGCAGAAACAAGGGUGGGGGGUGGAGCGGUGGUUGAUUAGGGGUUCGUUCUCACGCGCUGAAUCACGUCGCCACCUCGCGGUAUAAAUAACGGUGCACGCGCGAAGGGAUCUAGAGGACGAACGGAUUCAGCUGCACAACAGACGGCUCGUGUUUCCUGCAUCUGAAAGCUGAACUCGCUGAAGAUGAGGGCGUGUUUGUCUUUACUAGGCCUUUCGCUCCUCUACAUCUCUGCUGAGUGUCUGCUUCCCCCCACCAAGGAAGACCUGAAACAGAUCUCUCAGCUCGGGGAGAAAUAUGUGGAUAAGGAGAUUGAAAACGCCAUUAACGGCGUAAAGGAGAUGAAGACGUUGAUGGAGAAGUCGGAUGAGGAUCACGAAAGGUUCCUGUCAUCGUUGGAGGAAACAAAGAAGCAGAAAGAGGAAGCUCUGAAGGUGGCACAGGAGAUAGAGGAGAAGCUGAACGAGGAGCAGUCAGUGUGUAAUGAAACCACACAGGCCCUGUGGGAAGAGUGUAAGCCGUGCCUGAAGAACACGUGUAUCAAAUAUUACUCUCGAACCUGCAGCAGUGGCUCCGGCCUGGUGGGUCGACAGCUGGAGGAGUUCCUGAACCGCUCCUCACCUUUCUCCAUCUGGAUUAACGGUCAGAAUAUGGAGACUCUAGAGAAAGAGGACCUCCAGCAGAGGCAGCACUUCCAGGAUCUGGAGAGACGCUACACGGACGUGGCUGACAGCGUGGACACCAUCUUCAUGGACAGCAUGAGAGUGUUUGACCACAUGCGCUCACUGCACCAGCCCAGAUGGAUCAACACACCCUCCUACAGGCCCUUCUUCCAUAACCCACAGUUCUCUGGCUUCCACAGCUUGUUCCAGCCAAUGAAGCAGAUGACACAAGACGUCUUUGGAUCGUUCGGCUCCUACAUGAACGGCGAUUUGACUUUUCCUUCUGAAGACGGCAACACGAACGAAGACGUCAUCAUAACCAAGCCGUUCGGGAACGAUAAAAUGACCUGCAGGGAGAUUCGGCGUAACUCUGCCGGAUGCAUCAAACUCCGAGAGGAGUGUGAGAAGUGCAAGGAGAUCCAGCACAUUGAUUGUUCUGGAAAGAAGCCUCUGGAAGGUCCACUGAAAAAGGACCUGGAACAGGCUCUGGAUGUGGCUGAGAAAUUCACGAAGGAGUACAACAAUCUCCUGAGGCACUUUGAGGAGGAGAUGUUCAACACCUCGAAGCUGCUGGACACGCUGAGGAAGCAGUUUAGCUGGGUGUCCUCGCUCGCCAACCACACCACCAGUGACGACGGCAUCUUUAAAGUCCAAACAAUCAUCUGUAAGGACACGGAGAACCCUGAGAAUCCCGGCGACACCAACAUAUCCGUCAAACUGUUUGAUCAGCCAGAAAUAAGUUUCACCGUUCCGGGAGAAAUCCCCUGGACCGACCCAAAGUUCUCUGAGGUGGUGGCGCAGGAGGCUCUGGAUCGCUACAAACAGAACACUGUAGUUGUUGCAAAGUAAUCAUAAAGGAAACCGGGUGAAACUUCCUGCUGAAAAAAAAACCCCAUCAAGACCCAAAA
Molecule: messenger RNA, 1576 nt
Organism: Tachysurus fulvidraco (yellow catfish)
Lineage: Eukaryota; Metazoa; Chordata; Actinopteri; Siluriformes; Bagridae
Gene: clu
Product: clusterin
Exons: 9
Coding region: 192-1517 (441 amino acids)
Source: RefSeq, a predicted model, not a curated record